Molecule: messenger RNA, 1600 nt
Organism: Durio zibethinus
Lineage: Eukaryota; Viridiplantae; Streptophyta; Magnoliopsida; Malvales; Malvaceae
Product: putative E3 ubiquitin-protein ligase BAH1-like
Molecular function (GO): metal ion binding
Source: RefSeq, a predicted model, not a curated record
CUUUCAAGUUCCUUGCGUAAACAAAAACCAACCCACAUUUUGUUUCUCAUUUUCCACUUCAACAUCUUGCCUUUUCAUUAAUGAAACAAAAGAACUCGAUUCUCCCUUUCUCAAUCUCUCAACUUUCAUAUCUAAUUCUAAAAUUCCUCAGCCAGACUCCUGCUUCUUGUCUGGUUGUCUUUUAAGAUAAUACUGUUUGGAACCUGUUUUUGUUGGAGGCAAAGAGCUCUUCUUUUCAAAUAUUGGGUUCUUUUUUAUUUUUGGUCUCUGGUGAGAUCAGAUCAAGAGUUUUACUUUUUUGUUUGAAAAAAAGAUAUUAAAUUUGCAUUGGAUCUCUGGUUUUUUUUUUUUUAAUUGUGAUUUAAUUUUGAUUGAUAUAUUGGAAAGAUGAAGUUUGGAGAGACUUUUAAGGAGUAUCUGCAUGGUGAUCAGGAAUGGUUUUUAGAUAAGUUUUCUCAUGUCGAGUAUAAAAGGCUUAAGAGAGUUCUAAAAAGCUGCAGAACCUGUCAAGCAUUACAUGGCUCUAACAAAAAAACUGAACAAAUAGAUGAUGAGGAGAAUCCCAUGUUGUCUCAAUUCUGUCAAUGCCAAUCUUGUCCAGUGUGUGAUCAGAUGUUCUUUACUGAACUGAUGAGGGAAGCUACGGAUAUAGCUGGAUGCUUUAGUUCCAGAGUCAGACAUCUUCUCCAUCUUCAUGUUGCCACUGGAAUGCAGAGAUACGUCUUGCGGAUACGUCAAUGUUUCAAAAAUGAUCAGCAAGACUUGGUACAAGAAGGGCGGAUGUUAAUAGAAUAUAUUACAAUGAAUGCAAUUGCUAUCCGUAAAAUCCUGAAAAAGUAUGAUAAAGUACACAGCUCUGUAAAUGGGAAGAAGUUCAAAUCCAAGAUGAGGGCUGAACAUCUGGAGCUUUUGCAAUCACCUUGGUUGAUUGAAUUGGGAGCUUUUUACUUGAAUUUUAAUGGAUCAGAUGGUGGAGAGUUCAUUCAGUUUUCUGGUUCUUUUGCUUGUGACCUCAAUGCAACGGAACCUGUGAUGACAAUGGUGCUUCCAAAUUCAAUAAAGCUAGAAUAUGAUCUAACAUGUGCUAUUUGCUUGGAAACUGUUUUUAAUCCAUACGCUUUGACUUGUGGUCAUCUUUUCUGCAAGUCAUGUGCUUGCUCAGCUGCUUCUGUGAUGAUCUUUCAAGGACUUAAAGCCGCAAGUCCAGAUUCAAAGUGCCCAAUUUGUAGAGAGGCUGGAGUAUAUGCUAAUGCGGUGAACAUGCUGGAACUAGAUCUGCUCAUCAAACGAAGGCAUAGAGAUUAUUGGAAAGAGAGGCUGAUUGCAGAACGUGCUGAGAUGGUGAAACAAUCCAAGGAGUACUGGGAAUCUCAAACCAAAUAUGUUAUUGGCUAUUGACUUAAUUCCUGAUCAAGCAAAGGAGACAGAGUUUGGCAGUUGGUUGACUGUAGUUCAAGUUCAUUUAAAUGCUUAAAGGAGUAGUGUAGUAGUAUCCAUUUUUCCAUUGGAACUAAGCAUUUUUGCCCUUUAAUUCCCCUCAUUCCUUGAGCAAGCAUGAUUUAUUUGGAGAAGAAAACAAUUUCCUUUGAAUUAUUUAAUA